Messenger RNA from Pocillopora meandrina, 4055 nucleotides. The record is from the annotation of a GenBank genome assembly. Lineage: Eukaryota; Metazoa; Cnidaria; Anthozoa; Scleractinia; Pocilloporidae.
AUGUGGGCUAUUAAAGGAACACCUUCACUCCAUACACCAUCCGCUGUAUUUCUCUUUACCCUGGCAUUAUCAGACUUUGUACUUGGUAUUUACGUCCAACCCUUAUGCGCCGCACACCUUUUGGCCGCUGUGACUCACAAUCUCUCCCUGUUUUGUACGACCAGCGCUUUACUGUACCCAGUCGGUACUUACCUUUCGUUUUACUCGUUCAUGGCAAUCGCUGCUGUAACUGUUGAUCGCUAUCUCGCUCUUGUUUUACAUCUACGAUGCGCCGCUAUCAUUACAAUAAGUCGCGUGAUCAAGUUUAACAUCGCAGUUUUUAUUAUCUCCUUUCCAGUGGUAUUAUGUUAUUGGUUUUCGAGGAUCGACUGGAUCAGAACUACUUCUCUCUUCAUUGUAAUUUUCUUAUUCAUUUUUGGCACAUUUGCGAUUCCCUUCUGUUAUUGCCGGAUUUUUAUGAUUUUGCGGCGACAUAAAAAGCAGUUACAGGAUCAAAACGACUUAGCAAAGAGGAUUCACGGAUUUUCAGAGAAUGACCUCUCCAAGUACAGGAAAUCUGUCCUCGCAAUUCUUUAUGUGUUUGGUGUUAAGGUAUCAAGUUAUAUGCCAUGUAUUAUUAGUUUUACGUCAGCGAAUUUCUUUGACGAGGGCGUAAGCUGGGAAGUUACUUUUGUCUCAGCUAUAGUGGUGCUGUGGAAUUCUACAUUCAAUCCACUGUUUUAUUUUUGGAGAACUACAGAAAUUCGACGGUUUGCAAUCUCGAAAUUGCGACGCAUAUCUAGAGUCAGCAGUCUACCGCACAAUGCUGUGCACGUUGAACCAGUCAACGUCACACUGAACGCAUCAUGUAUUUGCACUAAAAGUACACAAGCUACCACCAAUACUGAUACAGAAUGGUAAGAUACAAAGACGUAAACCUCAGGGAUUAUCCCUCUGAGAAAAUUAGAUAAAUAAAAGAGGAACAGAGGUAGCGAAAACUCUUCUCUUUUUGGUUGAAUAUCAUCUAAACUCUUAGUCACUUUGGGGAAGGUGUAGGAUUUUGUAAAGUAGGUAAUUAAUAACUUUUAUCAAUAGAGGGUGACACAUAAACAGCAUUAAACUUAUGACCGGAUGGCCCUCUAUAUUAACCCUUUGACUUCUAAGAGCAACUAGCAUCUAAUUUCUCCUUACAAAAUCACCCCUGUAUCAAACAUCAAGGUCAUGAGAAUAAAGAAACUGAUCACUAACUUAAGAAGCUCUUGAUUGUUCAACAAAUUCUCCUUAUCAGCACCUUGGAAAUGUUAAGAAAACAGUAUGGAGAAUAUACAUUUUGACAUUAGGGUGUAAAGAGCUAAAAGAUCCAAUAAAAGAGUUCAACACUAUGCAAAAAAAUGUUUCUUUUCGAUAGCAGAACUAAAAGAAAAGGCGGUGGUUGAUUUGCUUGUUUCGACACUGCGAUCCCACUGGUUCCCCAUGAUAUUCUCCAUGUUAUGUAUUUUUUUUAUUUACUUUGGACAUCAUGAACGAAAAGUGUUUAAAAAAGAUGACAGACGUUCAGUGUAAUUUUAGGGAUUAACUUUUUCUUUGAAAAAUACUUUUGCAAGUGUAGAGAUAUUGCGUUAUCCUAUUCUGCACGUGUCUCGGCACGUGCCCUCUGAUCACCAGUUUGAUUUCAGCCAAUCAUCUACCUUAGCAUAACAAGUAAUUAUGUAAUAAUAUGAUUCAUCUCCGCGUGUCCGCAGCACUCAGACGUCCUUGGAUAUUCCUUGUUUUGGUCGAUUAAAAAUGUUCGUCUUUGACUCGCCUGUUGAUUCGCAUUGAUCUCGUUACAGCAAGAAAAACAACGAAAACCUUUGGUGAUUAUACUUUCGUAUCUGUUGUAUCAAUUACGUUUUAAUUUGUUCAGGCGAGUUCCAUGCAAUCCUUUUGUACAAAACAUCGGUCGAAUAGCAACAAAACCUUAUCAAUUUAAAGUUUUUUAUCCGGUCCUGGGGUCAAAAAGGAAUUUUAAUUAAAACCGCACUAUGAACCAAGUUCAAUGUAAGCUGGGAAAACUGACCCCACAGACCGAACUAUUGUACGAAAAAGUAUUAGGUAAGGUAAACUUUUUGCUUAAAGAAAGUGAUAGUUUUUGUUGCGGUGAAAAUAACCAUUUUAAAAAGAUGGAUCUGAGUUUUGCAGGUUAGUCAAUUGCAGGGAAAAAGGAACUUGACUCAGUACUGAGGUACGUGAGUGUUAUUUUACUAAAUUUUUUUAGCAGAUAUUUGUCGGCUGUUUCACUGCUCGGCUCUCUUGGCAGUAGGAAUUUAAGUUCUCAAGUCUGCUUGAAUGUAAGAGGGAAUUUACGAAAACUUCUGAUUCUCUCUCGAUUUCACCAAAUCGGCAACAGGCAAACGUCGUUUUAGAGAUGAAGGUCUGCAAAGAAACUGCAAAAAAAAUACCAAAUUAUAGAUCCAAACGCAAAAUAAAGAAUUGUCAAUACUGACUCAGUUUUUUAAAACUAAAACUAAAAUGACAACUUGUUUUUUUAAAAACAGUUUUCAUUUUGAACAAAUGUUGUUGCGAUAUGGUUUGGACCCCACACAAAUGCUUUAUUAAGGCAAUUGCAAAGACAACUGCAAGUAAAAUAUUUCCAAAAAAAAUUACAUAAAAUAGGAGAGGACAAGGUAGUUUAAUGUCCUGGCUACUUCCAAAAUUUUCUCAAUGAUUUCCCUACAUUUCUCUGUCAUAAAUUAAGAGAAUCGAACGCACGCUUUGAAAAUUAAAUUUAAAAAAUUCUUUAAGGAAUAGCACUGCAUAUUCAAACCACCACGUAUUAAAACCACUUACUCUGGAGCUUAAUUAUCUUAUGGAUUCUUAAACAAGAAAACACUUCUUUACGGAUAGGUUUGUCUUUCCUUGGUACAGUGCUUGGUGGAUAAUGAGUGUGUUGAAAAUAUGAGAAGUUACAUAAUGACUGCACGGUCACUAGUUGAUGUCUUCUGCACUGACUAUUCACUCUUUCUUUCGUUUCUUUUUCUCAGAAAUCAUCCUUUGACAGGCAUCUUCUCUUAUGAGUGGGAGAUAUGGAGGAACGAACAAACAACUUAACAUUUCCUACUAAUUUUAGCACUUUCACUGACACCAAUAACUGCCUAGUUGAAUUUGAUGGAAGUACUUCAAUGGAAAAUCUUCCUGUGUCUAUGUUACAUAACGUUGUCAACAUUCUAUCAAUCCCCGUUGCAACAAUGGCGAACUUUUUCGUUCUGUGGGCCAUAAAAGAGAGACCUUCCUUGCACACACCAUCUUCGGUGUUCCUGUUUAUACUAGCGCUAUCUGAUUUUGCAAUUGGUGUCUUCGUUCAACCGUUGGUUGUCAUUCGAUCCUUUGGUGCGGCAUCCCAUAAUUAUCGCUUGUCCUGCAUAUCCAACGUCUUAAUUUUCGCCGUGGGUACCGCCCUUGCUUCCAUGUCCUUCGCGUGCAUAACUGAAAUAAGUUUCGAUCGAUACCUGGCACUAGUACUACAUCUACGAUACAAUUCAAUCAUCACUGUCAGACGUGUGAUCAAGUACAAAAUCAUAGCAUCUGUUGCAAUCUUUCCAAUAACAAUAUACUUCUGGUUCUCGAAGGAGGAGUGGUUCAAGAGGACAGUUCUUACGGUUGCGAUCACACUGGCCGCCAUCUGCGGCACACUAAUUCCUAUCUCGUAUUAUAAAAUUUUCAUGAUAUUGCGACGGCACAAAAGGCAGAUACGGAACCAAAAUAACGUAGCUACAUGCACACAAGGAUUUACCGACACUGACAUUUCUAAAUACAGAAAAUCUGUACUUGCAAUUCUAUACGUUCUUGGAGCAGUCGCCUUAAGUUAUAUUCCGUUAGGAGUAUGUACUUGGAUGCAAAUGGUGUUUCAGGCGAAGAUAAACCAGUUGGUGACUAGUUCUGCGGGACUAUUGGUUUUAUUAAACUCCUCGAUUAAUCCUCUUGUCUACUGCUGGAGGAUGACAGAAAUUCGAAGGUUUAUUGUCAUGAAAUUACGUAGCAUAUUAGGCGUUGAUCGUGGAAGACAAGUCCGAUCAGUUGGAAUGAUAACACGUUAA